AUGACUAGUGUCUCUCAUACUCAUCCUUUGGUCUACACCUUUGGCAUUUUGGGUAACUUAGUUUCCUUCAUGGUGUUUAUUGCCCCAGUGCCAACAUUUUACAGGAUUGUUAAGAAGAAAUCAUCGGAAGGGUUCCAUUCAUUACCAUAUGUUGUUGGAUUAUUUAGUGCAAUGCUUUGGAUUUACUAUGCAAUGGUUAAAACUAAUGUUACACUUCUCAUCACCAUCAACUCUUUUGGUUGCAUUGCUGAGACCAUUUACGUCGCGAUUUAUUUUACUUACGCUACAAAAAAAGCAAGGAUGAAAACAUUAGGACUUGUCCUACUGUUGAAUUUUGGUGUCUUUGGAUUGAUUCUUUUCCUCACACAAAUUUUAUGCCAAGGAACAAAAAGAGCUGAAGUUAUUGGAUGGAUUUGCAUGGCUUUUUCUAUCAGUGUAUUUGUUGCACCUCUAAGCAUUAUGGGACGUGUAAUAAGGACCAAAAGUGUGGAAUUCAUGCCAUUUAACUUGUCAUUAGCUCUUACAGUUAGUGCUGUAAUGUGGUUUUUCUAUGGUUUGCUUUUGAAGGACGUCUAUGUCGCGGUACCAAAUAUACCGGGAAUGAUACUUGGAGUGCUUCAAAUGAUACUAUAUGGAUUAUACAGAAAUUCUAAGUCAAACAACGUCGCAACAGAAAAAGAAUUACCCAUCGUGGUAAAGGUGGAUCAAGAGCAGCCAACAAAAGUCAAUUCUGAAGUUUAUCCAGUUAAUAUUUCAUCCUUGGACAGUGAAAAUGGAGAAACUAAAGAUGGUAAAAAUCUUCAAGAUCCCCAAAUUAACUCUCAAGUUUAAGAAAGACUUGGAGACAAUACUUUGGAGGGUGCUACUAAACUAAUCCUUAUAAUUGAGGGGCCUUUUCUGAAAGGUUUUCUUAAAAACUGGGCCUCA
Solanum pennellii is the source of this 927-nucleotide messenger RNA. RefSeq names its product bidirectional sugar transporter SWEET14-like. The transcript is spliced from 6 exons. Gene Ontology annotation, cellular component: membrane. Bases 1 to 831 code for a protein of 276 amino acids. The record is from RefSeq and is a predicted model, not a curated record. NCBI's taxonomy places the organism in Eukaryota, Viridiplantae, Streptophyta, Magnoliopsida, Solanales, Solanaceae. Gene Ontology annotation, molecular function: sugar transmembrane transporter activity. Gene Ontology annotation, biological process: carbohydrate transport.